AUGAGCCACCACGCCUCGCCAGCCACGUCUAUCAAGCUCGUUUUACUCGGUGAAGCGGCAGUAGGUAAAUCCUCCUUGGUAUUACGAUUUGUAUCGAAUGACUUUCAGGAAAAUAAAGAACCAACUAUAGGAGCUGCUUUUCUAACACAAAAGUGUACGAUUGGAGAUCGUACUAUAAAAUAUGAGAUAUGGGAUACCGCUGGGCAAGAGAGAUUUGCGUCACUAGCACCAAUGUACUAUAGAAAUGCCCAAGCGGCAAUAGUAGUAUACGAUAUAACCAAACCGGCAUCCUUUAUCAAAGCAAGGCAUUGGGUGAAGGAAUUACACGAGCAAGCAAGUAAAGAUAUAAUAAUUGCAUUAGUUGGUAACAAGUACGAUUUAGUAGAGGACGAAGCAGAAGAAGAUAAUGGUGGUGAACUGUUGAGAAAAGUAAGCAUCGAGGAAGGUCAAGCACUAGCCGAGGAAGAAGGACUAUUAUUCUAUGAAACCAGUGCAAAGACUUCGUAUAACGUAAACGACGUUUUUGUUGGUAUUGGUAGUAAGAUCCCAGAUUCAAGCAUGAUGAAACAGCAAAAUGCACAAGAAGUUACAAAUGAAGGAAGAAUUGAUUUGACAAACAACGGAGCAGCAGGAGCAAGGAGAACAUCUUGCUGUACUAUCUUCCCAGGUACUAUCUUCCCAGGUACUAUCUUCCCAGGUACUAUCUUCCCAGGUACUAUCUUCCCAGGUACUAUCUUCCCAGGUACUAUCUUCCCAGGUACUAUCUUGCCAGUACUCCGUGUUGGAUAUAUACCCGAACACUUUAGCUUUCCUUUACUCACGGCCCAGGAACAAGGUUUCUUUACUCAAUAUGGACUCAAGAUCGAACUAGUCAAAGUACCUGAAGGGAGCGGUCGAUUAAUCGAUUUGUUAAAAGGUGAUGAUAUUGAUGUAGCUAUUGGACUUACUGAAGCCUUUGUUGCUGAUAUUGGUAAAGGAAACGAUAAGAUCAAAAUAGUUGAUAAUUACGUUGUAUCUCCCUUGCUUUGGGCAGUUUCUACCGGUAUUGAUAGAAAGGACAUAAAAGAUUUGUCAGACUUGUCCAAAAUCGGGAUAUCGAGAUUUGGUAGUGGUUCCUAUAUAAUGAGUUUUGUCCUUGCUAAUAAAUUGGGAUUGGACAAGUUUAAGGACUUUGCCGUUUGCAAUAACUUUGCCACAUUGAGAAAGUCAGUCAAUGGUGAAAAAGAGGGAGAAAACGGUGGCGUUGUAGAGUCAAGCGAUGCAUUCAUGUGGGAAUAUUUUACUACCAAGAAAUACUAUGAUUGUAAAGAGAUUAAACAAAUUGGUCAAAUCUAUACACCUUGGCCUUCCUGGGUCAUCAGUGCUUCUUCAAAAAGUUUAGAAACAAAACAACAAUCUAUUCACGAUUUCAUCAAGGCAUUAUCUCAAGGUAUUGUUUACUACAACAAUCACAUUGAAGAAGCUGUUCAAUUCAUUGCUGCAAACUUGGAUUAUUCACAAGAAGAUGCAAGAGAAUGGACCAAGACUGUUGAAUUCAAUGAGAAAUUGGGUCAAAAACCUUUGGACUGGGACAAAAUUGUGGUUAACACAACAAAGGUUUUAAAGAAUGCUGGUGUUUUGAAAGAUUCAGAUGAAUUGGUUAAUUCCAGAAUGGAGUCAAAUGUAUAUAAAAACAAUAUUUAA
Molecule: messenger RNA, 1683 nt
Organism: Lodderomyces oxycetoniae
Lineage: Eukaryota; Fungi; Ascomycota; Pichiomycetes; Serinales; Debaryomycetaceae
Exons: 3
Coding region: 1-1683 (560 amino acids)
Biological process (GO): vesicle-mediated transport
Molecular function (GO): GTP binding; GTPase activity
Source: RefSeq, a predicted model, not a curated record